Messenger RNA from Arctia plantaginis, 285 nucleotides. The record is from the annotation of a GenBank genome assembly. NCBI's taxonomy places the organism in Eukaryota, Metazoa, Arthropoda, Insecta, Lepidoptera, Erebidae.
AUGAAGUACAAAGACAGUGAUGUUCGCACAUGUGCGCGAGGGUCGCGUGAACAGAACAUCGGUGGUUCGAGUGUUGCGGGUCUGAUUCCCGGCGGAAGGGUCCCGGAGGAACGAUCCAGGCGGGGUGGUGCGGCAGUGUGUCGGUCAGUCACCGCUCUGCCGGCGCGCCGUGCGCUCGCUGCUGUGUCGUCUUGCGCCAUUCCACGCCGCGUUGCUAUUGUUCCGAGUAGCCGACACCUCCUAUGUUUAUCUGCUACCCUGGUACGCAUGGCACGUCUCGUAUGA